This is a messenger RNA of Propithecus coquereli (Coquerel's sifaka), 492 nucleotides long. It is a transcript of the gene ZCCHC13, whose product is annotated as zinc finger, CCHC domain containing 13. The transcript has a single exon. Gene Ontology annotation, molecular function: zinc ion binding; nucleic acid binding. Lineage: Eukaryota; Metazoa; Chordata; Mammalia; Primates; Indriidae. The record is from RefSeq and is a predicted model, not a curated record. Bases 1 to 492 code for a protein of 163 amino acids.
AUGAGCAAUAAGGACACGUGUGGACGCUCUGGCCCCUCGGCCCGGGGAUGCCCUAGAGGAGGAGCUCGAGGGCGAGGAGCUCAAGGGCGUGGCAGAGGUUCUCCGUGCUGCUCUACCACCUCAUCUGACAUCUGUUACCGCUGCGGUGAGUCUGGUCAUUAUGCUAAGAACUGUCACCUUGACGACACCUGCUACAACUGCGGGAGAACUGGCCACAUCGCCAAAGACUGUAAAGAGCCUAAACGAGAGAGAGGGCAGUGCUGUUACACCUGCGGCAGACCGGGUCAUCUGGCUCGUGAUUGUCAUCCUCAGGAAGACCAGAAAUGCUUCUCCUGUGGAGAAUUCGGGCACUUCCAGAAAGACUGCACUCAAAUCAAGUGCUAUCGAUGUGGUGAGACUGGACACAUGGCCAUCAGCUGCAGCAAAGCGACCGAAAUCAACUGCUACCGCUGCGGCGAAUCCGGACAUCUAGCGCGAGAAUGCCCCAUUUAG